Messenger RNA from Capsaspora owczarzaki ATCC 30864, 1997 nucleotides. RefSeq lists its product as hypothetical. The record is from RefSeq and is a predicted model, not a curated record. Gene Ontology annotation, molecular function: protein binding. Gene Ontology annotation, biological process: signal transduction. The transcript has 4 exons. Bases 14 to 1933 code for a protein of 639 amino acids. NCBI's taxonomy places the organism in Eukaryota, Filasterea, Ministeriida, Capsasporidae.
GUUUGCGCUCUCAAUGUCCAGCUCGCUGGUGAUUCUGCUCCCGAACGCGCGUCGCCUCGGUGUCAAAGUGACGCCGACCACGCGUCUGAUGCAAGUGCUCGAGGAAGCGUGUGCCAAGCAGGGCGUCGAUCCCUCUCGCUGCUCUCUCAGGAAGGGCAAGGCGGACGUCGACCUGUCGAUGCCGUUUCGUCUGUCUGGAUUGCUCAACAACGCGACUCUGGAACUCGUCAUUCGAGAGCCGUCAUCGUCGUCGGCAGUGACUGCGACUGGGGCUGGGUCUGGAGCACCCGCCUCAUCGCCAUUGGCAUCCUCAUCCUCAUCGUCGUCUUCGUCAUUGGCAUCCUCGUCGUCGGCGGCGUCGUCGGCGUCGGCGUCCUCACUGGCGUUGAGCGCGGAAGAGCGGAUUCGCCUGCCCGUUGCGCUGCGCCUGCCCUCGUCUGUCAGGCUGACGCUCACAGCCACUGCGCCAGACACGUCGUUGUGGGAACUGCUGGGCCAAUUCGAAGAGCUGAGGGCAAGCACGCAGCCCGGCGAGCGGUCGCUCACUGCCAGCGUCGACCCGGUUUCGCGAAGCUUUCUGCUUCCGUGCCUCGUGUACCUCGGCCAAGAGUACGGAUCGCUCCAGUUGUUGUGCGACACUACGCUCCGCAGCAUGGGCCUGCUCAAGGGCAGUGCCGCCUUCCACGUCAGCUUCCGACCCUCGACGCUCACGCUCGAAGACGCGCAAUCACAGGCGGCCAGUCUCACCGAAACUCGCCGACAGAGCCUACGCGACGCACAGGCAUCCCUUCUUGCAAGACAGGAGCAGCAACGCGCCGAGAUUGCCGAGCGAGAGCGGGAGCGAGCACGACAAGCCGAGAUUGCACGGCAAACUGCGGAAGCCGAGCGACAAGCAGCCGAAGCACAGGCCCAGGCGCACCAGGCCGCUGCCCACGCACAACAAGCUGCAGCAUUCGCGGCCCAAGCGAUCGAGGUUGCUCAGCGUGCCGGUGCCGCGGUGCCGUCUGAACAACCAACCGGAGCCGUGACCCCGGCGCCGAGCCAUUCGCCACAGCCGAUGGACACCAACGCGCGAGCACCAACGUUUGCCAAUCCAGAGUUUGCCGACUUUAAAUUCCCAGAAGCCACGAAAGGCAAAACCCUGUUUGUCAAUGCCAAGAGCAAUCCGCAGGUGAUUGCUGAAGCGCAACAACAAGCCCACAGCGUUUCCUUUGCGCCGACUGGUCCUCGCCAGUCCAUUCUGUAUCGCUUUGAUGGUGGUGCCACGCCCGAGCAACUGGCGCAAGACGACCUGCCCGACUCCUUCUUUGACAUCACCCUGGAAGACAUCCAGGGCUUGUUGAAGGAUGUGCGCAAGCAGCAGAACGAAGAAGCACCGCUCAUGACUUCCGCGAUGCGUGAAAUUGUUCGAGAGGAUUUGGCGGCAAAGUACUCGGAAACCACCAUUCGAGUGCACUUUCCCGACAGAGUGCAGCUCCAGGCCGUCUUCCGAAGUAAAGAAACGGUCUAUGACUUGUUCACCUUUGUAGCCCAGCAUUUGCCCAGUCACCUGGUUCCUGCCAAGGGCGAGCCAUUCCCGUUCACGCUGCACGUAACACCGCCUCGACGAGACUUGUCGACGGCCAUGUUCGAGAGUCUCUUUGACGCCAACCUGUCACCCACGGCUGUCGUGUACUUUUCCCUCAAGGACAGCACCGAUCGGGAAGCAGGACAGGGCUAUCUCCGACCAGAGUUGCAAUCCCAAGUCCAGGCCUGGGCCGACCUCUACGGCGCCGUCUCACGACAGCGCGCCGGCGGCUCUGCGCAAAGCAGCAGCGCAUCGUCGUCGGCCUCUUCGUCAGCACUGUCUCAGCGGUCGGCUUCGAGUGCUGCUUCUGGUUCCGGGCGCGGUGCCGAUGGCCGUCCCAAAUGGCUUGGUGCAGGCCGCAAGUGAAUUUUAUGUGCGUUGGCAUUUUUGUGUGAAGGUGUAUGUUGUAGUACAGAGCCUUUUCCUUUUU